UUAAUGUCCGGAUACUUUACAGAGACAGGAGGAACAUCCACGACCAAAUUCGUCAUGCUUUACCUCAAAUGUAUAUAAGUUUAAUUUGGAAAUCAACUAGUAAAAGUAUCUUUAUUGAUUAAUAACGUUUUCACCUAGAUUGAAGUAAAAACAUCAGCUCCUUUAGGUACCGUUAUUAUCUGAUGAGCGCAUCUGUGCGUCUUUACGCACGGGAUUUUCUCUCUCUCUUUUUUUGUGGUGUGACGCCAAAAAGAUAUAGACAUCCCUUGAUCAAUAUAGACAGCCCUUGUGACAGAGAAACGAUAUUAACUCGUCACCCAUCACAUCUGCUUGACGUUAAAGGGUCUCCAAACGCGCAAAGGAGCGCAGAUCGAUCCUAUUGGCCGGAAAUAUGAAUCAUCUUGUGGUGUAAUGACGAACGAGAUCACGACUGCUGGGGUCUAUAUAAACUCCAGAGGUGGAGACCACUCAGUCAAAAAGCUACGAGACGACGUAGAUCACAACACACACACUUUUGGGUCAAGUGCGCAUAGUGGUGUGCGUAAUGGAGAGGUCCGUCAGAUCUGUGCUGGUGUUCGUGGCUGUUUCCGUACUCAUCUGCUGUCAACCAACAGACGCCUGGUACAAGCAGUCUACCGGUCCGAGCUAUUAUUCCGUCGGGAGAGCUUCUGGUUUGCUCUCGGGGAUACGGAGAUCGCCGUAUGUGCGCAGAUCUGAGACAGAUCCAACGAUGGACAGCGGCGAGACCACCGGCGUCUCCAACAGCGUGAUGCCAGACUCAAGCAGCAGGCAAACUUCAGUCCUUAAAAACAUGGCUAUUUGCGUAAAGGACAUUUCUCCGAACCUGCAGAGCUGUGAGUUGGUUCGGGACGGUUCGAGCACAUUUCGGUGUAAAGCAGACGUGUUGCUCUCUCUGGACUCGCUGGACUGCUUCACCUCGUGAAGAGAGCGCGCGCCCGUCCCUCCCCAACCCAAAAUCUCUUCCAUUACUGGAGUUUUAACAGCCAAAGCAGUGAGGCGCACUGUUGACAUUGAAUGUUUACUUGAUUUACACUAGACGUGCUUAAUGUUGCUCCUAAAGAUCUGCCUUUCUGCUAAAUUUAUAACCCAACCCUGUGGCACCUGACUAUUAUUUUCUGUGAAUUAUUUUCACAGAAAAGUUAUGUUAUGAAAUAUAUAAAAUUAUUUAAAACAAAUAAGUGUACGUCUAGAAUCUUAAGGGCCGUUCACAUUAUAACGAUUACUAUAAAAUAUCGUUUAAAAUUAAUACGAAUUUGAUGAACGAUAAACCAAUAAUAGCCAAUCAAAUCUAUUUGAACGUCAAGUGCACGCGCGUUUGAAACGACCGUUGACACUGUGGAAAAGCGUUGCUGAGGUCCUUUACAUAAAAUUACCUCAGGUAUCCAGCGCUGAUGCAGUUGCCGUAAAAUUGACUACGUAAUGCUUUUAUUCUACUAUAUUGACUACGCCAAAAGGUAAGAUAUUAAAUUACGCAAACUACUAAGUUUACUGUUUAGAGUUACGCAAACGCAGCGUGUUGAGGACAUCUGCUGGUUAACUUAGCCGCUGUGUAAAUGCAAGAAGAAAAAAAAUGCAACAAGAACAAUAUAUUUAUAGUUACAUUUAAUGACGUGAACAAUUUCAAGCGUUUUUAUUAAAAGAAAUAUGGAAUAUUAGCUCGCGAGCGAAUUAGCAGCAUUAUCGUUCGGUUGUGUGGACGCUAAAUAUGGUUAUAGUUAUCGUUAUAAUGUUAACAGUCCUUUACACUGACGUAAAAUCGGGCAUCGAAAUACGGACAGUAGCCUAUAUGACGUAUGCUUGUAUAUUAGUAACUUAAAAAUACGUUUUUUUUUUUUUAACAAAAGUUCGAUAUUAAUAGUCACCGAUCAAUUCUGUUAACUUACUAGCGAAAAGAGCAAGUGAAGUGGAAUCAAUUCGAAGUCACACAACAUUCAGUGUGAACGUGUUUUUGACUGAUUUUUACGUUCAGGUGUGUUCAAUUCAGGGUUUGAUCUAGAUUCUGCAGAAAAAAAUAGAUCUCCAUUGGCACCACUAAGCACUCCUGGUUCACACUACAUGAAGUUCGCUGCUAUUAAAAAAGUAAAAAGGAUAUUUUUUGUUAUAUCCCCUUAUGCCCACCCAUCUCUGUACCUACUUCCAGAUAUCUUAAAUAUUCAUAAAAGGGUUUACUGUUAUAAGCAUAAAAUUUAAAAGAUGUUUUCUUUAUUUUAUUAAACUUGACAGAUAUACUGUU
Messenger RNA from Misgurnus anguillicaudatus (oriental weatherfish), 2254 nucleotides. RefSeq names its product neuropeptide B (gene npb). NCBI's taxonomy places the organism in Eukaryota, Metazoa, Chordata, Actinopteri, Cypriniformes, Cobitidae. Gene Ontology annotation, biological process: G protein-coupled receptor signaling pathway; feeding behavior. The record is from RefSeq and is a predicted model, not a curated record. Gene Ontology annotation, molecular function: G protein-coupled receptor binding.